UUCUGCUGGGGCUCCCUUCAGCCUUGGAGGGAAUGAAAUCCUGCUGCCUUUCAAGUCACCCCCGCCACCAGCAGGCCAGAGAGACCGCUCGGUCCUUGGGGAGGGGUCUCCAGCUGAGCAUUGCCGGCAGAGCGGCGUUGAUCUGAAGUCCCUUAUUUCUCCCCCCUCCCUUCUCUCUCUCUCUCUGGUCGUACAGGAGCUGCUGCUGCUGCUGCUGCUGCGGAUGGCAGGCAGGCAGAGAAACAGCAGCAGCAGCUGUGCUCCUGCUCCCCAGCCCUGCUCCCCUCUGGGCAGAGCCAAACAGGGCUCCCCGCUUUGCAUCUGUGCCAAUGCCGGGGAGCUGAAAGACCUUGGCAGUCAUGGCACCGUUCUCCCGCAGGAAGACCUGCGAAACCACCCCAGGGAGCCCUAUUACACCGCCUGCCUAACCUGGAUGGUACGAAAUAAUAGCAAUCCCAUUUGCCAGGAUUGUAAAGAGGAAGAUUCCAAACUUGCCGGGGAAGACAAUUUACUAGCUGGAGAAAAGAGUCCUAGCAAGGCCACCCUGAACAAGGAGAUCCCGGAACCUACUGUGCAUUGUGGGAUACCCGGAUGCAUCUGGAGGGGCCCACUGAGCAAUUUGGAAGAUCAUCGCCGAAUGUGUGAAUACGUCCUGGUCAAUUAUGGUCAGGCAGCGGUGUGCAGGAUGUUGAUGGAUCCAAACGCUGUCGAUAACCCCAAGACAUCUGGGAAGGAGCAUCAGAAUCCUUCAGGACUUUGUCCCAUGGAUGAAGGUUGCCGAUUUUCCAGAAUUGGAUGCUUGUUCAAGGGCAACGCAGGAGAUCAAAAAGUUCACGAGAAGAAUGCUGCCGGAAGACACCUGUCUCUGCUGCUCCAGUAUGUCAAACACCUGAAGGGCAAUCCAUCCCCAAGAGGCAGCUUGUGCAACUCACCUUUGAUAGAUGCCAAGCUUUGGAUGAAGUCACCUCUCACCCUGAAGAUUCAGGAUCCAGUGGGGGAGAGGUCCUUCUCUGCGUCGCCAGUGGAGGAGGGGGUGGUGAGCUGGUGCACCCUCUUGAGACGAGUGAAGAGGGUUUCUUGGCUGGAGACCAAGCUGCAGGUCUUUGAGAACAUCACAUCGGUGCUGAGCAAGGAGAUGGCCAUGUCUCGGCAGAAAAUCCUGGCCUUCCGUGGACAGAGGGGCCUUGACCAAGAUAUGAUUCGUGGCUUAGAGCUGAAGAUGGCGGAUCUCCAGCGAUCCCUGGCGCAGAAAGACGCCGCUCUCAUCAGACUGGGGCAGAGACUCCACUCGUCCGAGCAGACUUCUUACGACGGCGUCUUCCUGUGGAAAAUCACGGACGUUCAUCAGAAAUGCUACGAAGCCAUCUGUGGCAAGGUCCACAGCUUCCAGUCGCCGGCAUUUUACACUUCCCGAUACGGUUACAAACUGUGCAUGAGGAUCUACCUGAAUGGAGAAGGCCGAGGCAGGGGAACCCACAUCUCGCUCUUCAUCGUGCUUCUCAAAGGGGACUAUGACUCACUGCUGCCCUGGCCUUUCACGCACAAGAUCACCUUCAUCUUGCUCAGCCAAGACCACGGGGACAAUCUGACAACACAUUUCCAGCCGGAUCCAACCUCUGCCUCCUUCCAGAGGCCAGAGACGGACCUGAACGAGCCCAGCGGCUUUGCCAGAUUCGUUCCGCUGGCCAAAUUACAGUCCCCGAAAUACACUUAUUUGAAAGAAGGCACCUUGUUCCUCAAAUGCAUCAUGGAAACGAGUUCGUGAAGUCGUUUCCAACUACUUGGCUCGCCGAGGGAAUAUUUAAAGGCGGCGAGAUGCACUGAAAAUAUUUCGGGUGAUGGGGCUUUGCAAUACGGUUGAAUUUGGCUCUGCAAAAGAGCCACUCCAGCCCUCCAGUAAUAAUAUUUGGCUCUUCUUAUUAUAUAUAUAUAUAUUCAAGUUUUUUUAAUUUAUAUAUAAGUAUUUUGAAUACAGUAUAUUGUCCGAGCGUACCAUUUUACAAAAAGGAAAGAAACAAAAAAUAACACAUGUACCGUAUUUUUCGGAGUAUAAGAGACACUCCCCCCCCCCACUAAAAGUGGGUGAACAUUUGGGUGCGUGACAAAACGUUGCCAUUCACUGUGAUGGACAUUCCUCCUGCCAGAUGUGAAAGAUUGGAUGGACAUGUGAAGGUCCAGUGAGUUGUUAUUGCUCAACCACUUUUGCAAUUAAUCUUCUCAACUAAUGUUUAGCAUCUGCUUGGAGUUAAAUAAGGUCAACAGAAUUCAAGGACAGUUAGACUUACCAUAUUUUUCAGAGUAUAAGACACACUUUUUCCCCUGUAAAAGAGGGUGAAAAUUUGGGUGCGUCUUAUACACCAAAGGUAGCCAAAAACGAAUGCGAGGCAUGGAGGAGGCGAUAGUCUCUGGCAAUCCCUGCAGCCUGGAACAGCUGAUGGGGGGCAUUCUGGGAGGCCGAUCCAUCCGCCAAUCAGCCGCUUCUGCUGAAUCAGACUGUAAUAAUGUGCUGAAGCUGAUCUGCCUAUUCGCUAUUUGCUGCAAGGACGUGUCAGAUUUU
Thamnophis elegans (Western terrestrial garter snake) is the source of this 2557-nucleotide messenger RNA. It is a transcript of the gene TRAF1, whose product is annotated as TNF receptor associated factor 1. Gene Ontology annotation, biological process: regulation of apoptotic process; tumor necrosis factor-mediated signaling pathway; protein K63-linked ubiquitination. Bases 224 to 1765 code for a protein of 513 amino acids. The transcript has 9 exons. Gene Ontology annotation, molecular function: tumor necrosis factor receptor binding; zinc ion binding; ubiquitin protein ligase binding. Gene Ontology annotation, cellular component: plasma membrane signaling receptor complex; cytoplasmic side of plasma membrane. The record is from RefSeq and is a predicted model, not a curated record. NCBI's taxonomy places the organism in Eukaryota, Metazoa, Chordata, Lepidosauria, Squamata, Natricidae.